CCAAAACGGCAACACUGCUAAAUGAUAUCGACACAUAUCGAAUAGUGACAAAGUGUGGACAAUAGCGGUGAACGGUGAGAAAAACGCAAAAAGUCGAAGCAGAAAGCGAAAAGCAGAGAAGGAGAAGCUGAUAACAGUGGAACUACAACAUUUUUGCACCUUUUGCAGAAACAAUUAUUUGUUGAACGCACAGUGCUGACUUUUUUUUUUGAUUUGUGAAUCGUGCUCCUGAAGAAACUCAAACCCAAACAAAAAGAGACAAAACCACAAUUGAAAGAUGAAUAAUGGAUUCAGUUCCGGUGAGGAGGACUCACGGGGUGGCCACACUGACCAGACCUGCUGCCUGAUCGAUGACAUGGAGCGGUGUCGCAACCAAGCUGGCUAUGCCAGCUACAGCAAACGCAUACAGAAGACUGUCGCCCAGAAGCGACUCAAGCUGAGCAGCGACGCAAGUGCGCAACACAUUUACAUAUGCGACUAUCACAAGGAGCGCAUCCAAUCCGUGCGAACGAAGCGGCGACGCAAGGAUAGUGAGGACGACAGUAAUGAGACGGACACCGAUCUGCACGAAUUCCCCGAUCUCUAUCAGCUGCAUGUGGCAACGCUGCGCCGCUACAAGCGACACUUCAAGGUGCAGACGCGACAGGGCAUGAAGCGUGCCCAGUUGGCCGAUACCAUUAUGAAGCAUUUCAAAACAAUACCCAUCAAGGAGAAGGAGAUUAUCACGUACUUUGUGUACAUGGUGAAAAUGGGCUCCAAUAAAUUAGAUCAGAAGAACGGCAUCGGCAAUGAUACAACUUGAACGCAACUCUGACAGCUGUGUCUCUAUCGCAAUAGUUAUCGUUAUCGUUUAUGAAGCCGUCUGCUGAAUUCAGCGCAAGUUGCCUUGCUCACACACACUCACAACUACGUAAAGCAUUUGUACAGUGAAGUCGAAUUAGAAUUUGCAGCAAACAUUUACCUUUUUUUAAUGUUUUUUUGUGCUUGUGCUCAGUAAAUAACUAACAAUUUAGAGUUUCAUUAAUUAUUAUUAGUAUUGUUUCUUUUUUUGGUACUAAAUAACUAACAAUUUAAAAUUGCAUGAUUUAAAAAGAGAUUUCUUUUUUCGUUUUGAUGUCAUCUGUUUCGAUAAACUUUGCAGAUUUCACUGUACUACGUCAGCAUUAUUGACUAAAUGCCCUAAUAGCCUAAAUAAACACACACAAAAACAACAGCCACAGCAACAACAAGUAGAAAAGAACACUUCUGGUGUAAAAGAAUAGUAAUUGUAGUGUUUGUCGUUGUUAAUAGCUUCUUAUAGGAAUUAUACAUAGAUAAUAAAUGAAUUUUAAAUUGA
Messenger RNA from Drosophila grimshawi, 1336 nucleotides. RefSeq names its product histone deacetylase complex subunit SAP30 homolog (gene Sap30). The transcript has 2 exons. Lineage: Eukaryota; Metazoa; Arthropoda; Insecta; Diptera; Drosophilidae. The record is from RefSeq and is a predicted model, not a curated record. Gene Ontology annotation, cellular component: histone deacetylase complex. Gene Ontology annotation, biological process: regulation of DNA-templated transcription. Gene Ontology annotation, molecular function: transcription coregulator activity; protein binding. The coding region runs from base 278 to 802 and encodes 174 amino acids.